GUAUAAUAACUAUCUACAAUGUAAUAUUUAAUUAUACUGUAGCCUUGACUUACAUUAACCACAUUACUCUCUUUCUUCCUUUUAAACCGACUUUUUUUCUCCAAACAAAAACUCACAUCUACAUUACAUCAUUUUGUAGAUGAUUAGGAGCAAAACAAUCAUGUCUAUUAUAUCAGCUACCGAGAUACCAACGGUAUCACUUCUCUAUCAUCUGAAGAAGUUGACUCCCUACAAAGCAACUGAUGCAGACGAAUUACCUCCAACUCCAAAUCAAUUCUUCAAUGAUCGCAUCGGCUUGAUUCGUGGUGAUAUCACCCAUCUCGAAGUCGACGCAAUUGUUAAUGCCGCCAACAACUCUUUGCUGGGUGGUGGGGGCGUUGAUGGAGCUAUUCAUCGCGCUGCUGGACCCGGUUUGUUAAGGGAAUGUCGAACUUUGAACGGUUGCAGGACUGGCUCAGCAAAGAUCACCGAUGCCUAUGAACUUCCUUGUAAGAAAGUCAUCCAUGCUGUCGGACCGGUCUACGAUAGCUAUAAGCCUGAAGUCUCGGAACAAAAUCUCGAAGGAUGCUACAGUGCAAGCUUGGAUUUAGCGGUCGAGAACGGUUGCAAGACUAUCGCGUUCAGCGCCUUGAGCACCGGAGUUUAUGGUUAUCCCAGUGAUGAAGCUGCCCCCGUCGCCCUCAUGGCUGUUAGAAGAUUCCUUGAAAGCAAGAAGGGUCCGAACAUGGAGAAGAUCAUUUUUUGCACCUUCGUUGCCAAGGAUGUUGCCGCUUACAACGAAUGGAUUCCACGUAUCUUUCCAACGGCCGAAUCUAACGCCGACGAUGAUUGGGAGGAAGUCGAUGAAGUUGAAUCUGCUGAGAAUGGAGCCGUGUUAGUAAAGGGUGCUGGUUCGGCCAAGGAUAGUUCAGAAGCGAGCAAGGUUGAGCUUCCAGAAGUUCCAACUGAGGAGCCAAUCGAGGAUGAGGGACCUGCUACAAAGAAGCAGAAAUCUAGCGAUGAUGAGAACUUAUGAUGAUUUAUGAGAAAUGACGAAUAAAUGAUAGUCCUGGAGUAAUGGUUUUCGAUACGGGUUAGCUAGAUCUCUGAAAUACUAUAGCUCAUCAUGCCAGAAUUUAAAUUGUUACUGGAAACCAC
Botrytis porri is the source of this 1137-nucleotide messenger RNA. RefSeq lists its product as uncharacterized. The transcript has 2 exons. The coding region runs from base 140 to 1015 and encodes 291 amino acids. Lineage: Eukaryota; Fungi; Ascomycota; Leotiomycetes; Helotiales; Sclerotiniaceae. The record is from RefSeq and is a predicted model, not a curated record.